AUGUCCGACAACCAGGCGAAAAACCCCGCCGUCGACCCGUCGACAACCAAUCCGCGCGGCAUCCCCGUCGCACCAUUUGUCGAUAAUGUUGCAGAUUAUGUCUCGUCACGCGCAGACGUCGAGCCCACACUGCGCUCGUUCCAGGAGAUGAUAUCCAAAUACCAGUUCAUGGAGCUGAACACACAACGUCGCGGCCAGGGCCUGAAGGACAAGAUUCCUGAUAUCAAGAAGACACUGGAGACGGUGACGCUGUUGCGGAACAGGAGAGAGGCUGGCGCCGAUACGCCUCUCGAGACCACCUUCGAACUCAACGACACUCUAUACUCUCGCGCCACAAUCCAGCCCAAGGACACAGACGAAGUCUUCCUCUGGCUCGGUGCCAACGUCAUGCUUGCAUACCCCAUCAACGAAGCCGCGGAACUGCUGACAGAAAAGCUCUGCGCCGCUGAAGUCAGUCUCGCCAACUGCGAAGAAGACUUGGAGUUUUUGCGGGAGCAGAUUACGACUCUCGAAGUCGCAACCGCCAGAGUGUAUAAUUGGGACGUUGUACAGAAACGGAAGGAGAAGGAAGGGAAGGGGGAUGAUGGUGAAGGAAAGACGGGACCGGGUGGUUAG
This is a messenger RNA of Histoplasma capsulatum G186AR, 615 nucleotides long. Its product is annotated as prefoldin subunit. The coding region runs from base 1 to 615 and encodes 204 amino acids. The record is from RefSeq and is a predicted model, not a curated record. NCBI's taxonomy places the organism in Eukaryota, Fungi, Ascomycota, Eurotiomycetes, Onygenales, Ajellomycetaceae. Gene Ontology annotation, molecular function: tubulin binding. Gene Ontology annotation, biological process: protein folding; tubulin complex assembly; microtubule-based process. Gene Ontology annotation, cellular component: cytoplasm; prefoldin complex. The transcript is spliced from 4 exons.